Messenger RNA from Chlamydomonas reinhardtii, 1849 nucleotides. RefSeq lists its product as uncharacterized. NCBI's taxonomy places the organism in Eukaryota, Viridiplantae, Chlorophyta, Chlorophyceae, Chlamydomonadales, Chlamydomonadaceae. Bases 114 to 1526 code for a protein of 470 amino acids. The record is from RefSeq and is a predicted model, not a curated record. The transcript is spliced from 9 exons.
GAUUCGGGCAUGAAUGGAAAUGAAGCGAGAAAACUCUGCAGAGUACUUCUAUGUUAGCUGUGAUUGAUUAGGGAGGCCGUUGACGUGCGGCAAGCGGGCUCGAAGAUUGAGCCAUGGCCGCACCCACUGCAGACACAUUCUAUACAGCGCCAGGGCUAGGAGCAGGACUGCGUGGCAUUGAGCUCGACCGGUGUUACAUCGGCGACAUUGUUUCGGGCAAGCGGCAUGGCUUCGGCACUUACCAGUACCCGAACUCGUUCUUCAAAUACGAGGGGCAGUGGGUCAAUGGCGAGAAGCACGGCCUGGGCAAGCUGUCCAUGCGGGACGGGGCCUACUACGAGGGCGAGUUCGUGCACGGGGAGAUCGUGGGGCAGGGCACGCGGCGCUUUGCUAACGGCGACACGUACAUUGGCACCUUCAACAUGGGUGUGAUGCACGGCUUCGGCGUCAUGCGGCUGGGCAACGGCGACACGUACCAGGGGCCGUUCGUGCAGAACACAUUCCACGGUGUGGGCGUGUACACCUGCGCCAACGGUGACGUGUAUGAGGGCGACUUUGCCAAGCACCAACGCACAGGCCAGGGCCGACUCACAUACGCCGACGGCAGCCUGUACGAAGGCGGCUGGGUGGGCGGUCGCAAGUGCGGGCAGGGCGAGGCAACCUUCGCAGACGGCAGCUGGUACAAGGGUAGCUGGGCGAAUGACGCCUUCCACGGCCCCGGCGAGUGGUACCAGGCGGCCACGGACCUGACCUACCGCGGCGAGUUCGAGGCGGGCCUGCCGGCGCUACUACCCACCAGCCUCACGCUCACCUGGACGGCGGAGGAGGACCCCAAGGCUAAGAAGAAGCCCGCAGCCCCCGCGGGGGGCGGCAAGGCGGGGGCGCCCGAGGAGGCGCAGCCGCUGCCGGUGGUGCUGGGUGAGCCCUGCCACGUGCCACUGGUGGUGGCAGCGCAGCUGCAGGAGCCGCUGCCGCCGCCCGCUGAGCCGCCGCCGCCGCCGCCGGACCCCAAGAGCAAGUCCAAGCCGCCGCCCACGCCGCCGGGGCCAGUGAGCGUCCUUGUGCUCAACCAGCCGCCGGAGCCGGGGCACACCUGGCGCACCGCAGACAACGAGUUCGGGCGACUGGCCAACAUCACGCUGCACAGCGAGCCGCCCAAGCCGCUGCCGGCCGGCCGCCUGCUGCGAGUGCUGGUGGUGAACACGCUGCUGCAGGACGGCGCCACCACGACAGUGCGAGUGGUCAUCAGCAGCACCUGCCAUCUGGAGCCGCCGCUGCCGCUGACGCGCACUCCAGCCGGCGAGCUGGUAGCGUGCAUGCAGGUGGAGCUGGAGGCGGGGCAACGAGUAGUGGAGGGCCUGACGGUGGGCUCCCACGCGCCUGAGGACUGGGACCGCCUGGUCAGUCCGGUGGGGUGCGGCUACCUGGUGGCUUCCACACGUGAGGCGGCGGGGCGGGCAGUGGCGCCCGCGCACUGCAAGAUUGCGCUGCCAGACCCCAAGGCCAAGCGGCCGGGGGCCAAGUAGAGGGUGGGGCGGGGAAGUGCAGGGCGGCGAUGGAUGCAUGGGCGGCGGAUUAGGAGUGGCUUGCUUGUUUGCGAUGCUUGGCAAUUGACGGUAGCGCUUGAACUUGAAGGUAGCCACGGUUGGCGCAUGGUUGUGACGGAAUGACAUGCACGACGCAUGGAGGCAUGUACAUACUAAUCACUACGACCGUUGACUUGACACGUGACACGGGUGGAUCUAUCUUGGGCUGGGGGCAGGAGGAGAGACAGACGAUGGAUGGCAGCGCAUGCCGUCUGCCGUGCACCUUGCCAACAGUGACGAAAGCGCUGUAAAGUGCAAAUGCA